Messenger RNA from Megalobrama amblycephala (Wuchang bream), 4828 nucleotides. RefSeq names its product ubiquitin associated protein 1-like a (gene ubap1la). Gene Ontology annotation, biological process: ubiquitin-dependent protein catabolic process via the multivesicular body sorting pathway. Gene Ontology annotation, molecular function: ubiquitin binding. NCBI's taxonomy places the organism in Eukaryota, Metazoa, Chordata, Actinopteri, Cypriniformes, Xenocyprididae. Gene Ontology annotation, cellular component: ESCRT I complex. The record is from RefSeq and is a predicted model, not a curated record. The transcript is spliced from 6 exons. Bases 3026 to 4225 code for a protein of 399 amino acids.
UUAUAGCAUCAAAUAAACAUGAAUGAACAUCAGAAGGUAUGUUGUUUCAAACGCGGAAAUACGUCAGUACACACCAUUUUUCAAGUUCAAGUCCACCGAGGUUAAUCUUCUAACUCCUGACUGCUUUAUCAGACAAAAUAGCAGAUUCAGCGUUAUGAUUGGUUAGAUCGCUUGUCAAUCAAAGUCCCAGUGAAGGGUCAAUUGAGCAUUAUGGCUCGCAGUGUGAACGUAGCCUAAGGGUCCUCCAUUGGGUCACUGAAUGAAUGAAUUUUAGUCUAACAUGCCUUACUCUGUGUCUGUGUAUGUAUGUAUGUAUAUAUAGAGAGAGAGAGAGAUUCAUGGAAAGAGGGAAAAACAUCGUCUUUAUUCAGUCAUUUCAAUUGAAUAUGUUUUUAUCAGAUCCUGAUAUAUCAUACAGAUUAGUUCGAGAGUACAGAUUGGAUAUUUUUCUACCACAACAAGAGCACUGUAUAGUUUACCAAAGACUAAACACUCAGACUUAAACAUAUUUUUACAUUUUACAUAUUCAAAGAACAGAUAUUAAUACUCUCCCUCAUAAAGAAAGUGUCCUUAUGUAUCUAAAAUCAAAUGCAGUUUGGCUCUUUAGCAGUACUUUGGCUCUCAAGCAUUUCCAAUCACAGAGAUCGGCACCGAACUCGCUUUAAUCAAACUAGAGUCACUCCAGAUUCUGAUCGUAGCGUUCACACUUGCAGAAAAGGCUCUGAACUGCUUUUGAGACAUAUAAGGAUUAAUCUAACCCUGACCUUACAGAAUUACGAACCGAAUAUUGCUAUGCGGAUAUAUGUGCAAUCAUUAAAAGUAAGUGUUAACAUUUGUUACAGUAUUUUAGAUAUAUUUAUCGCACUUGAUAUUCUCAGCAUGCAGUUAUUCUUUAUCUUCCUGUUCCUGUCCGGCACAUAAUUGAUGAGAAUGCGAGAUCUGGGAUCAGACCCCCAGCAAGGCAUAUGUGAGAAUAUUUGAUUGUGUGUGUGAAUCAUUAGUUUGAACCAGGGACGGCACAUUCUUCAGCAUUUUGUCCUUGUUGUAGUUUUAUUUUGAGGCGUGCGUGUGUUUCAGGCAAUGGCAAUGUAGAGACGACAUUAGAGUGAAGUGUGUUACGCACACACAGGCUGCAUCCCAGUUUGCUUACUUCUGUGUACUACAGGUAUGUACUUCGGCAGUUAUGGGAAAGUAGUAUGUAGUAUGCUAGUAUUGCAAUUAUAUAACAUUAACGCAGUAUGGAAACGUUAACAUCUAGCUAAAUUCAUUAUUACUUUCACAUGCAUUUAAAUUGCUGUGGCAACUUUGGCAUUUUGUUUUUUUUUAUCAUUUUUCACUAUUACAAAAAAAGUUGAAGAUCUGUUACAAGCCCUCUUCUGUAGUACAAUUGAAUUGUGGGUAAUAUUUAUAGCAUGGAUGGUAUGCAAAUUGGGAUGCAGAUAUUGUCACGGUUCCCUGUUUCUAUUUUUAUUUCAUUUACAUGUUUAGAUGAAAGAAAGGGAUUGCCAGAAAGGGAUUUAAUGAUUGAUAGUGCAUGAGAAACGGUUCGUGUGAGGUCAUUGGAUAGAGUCUCUGUCAAUCACAAACUAGGGCGGGAACAUUGGUUUGCUCCCAUCUUCCAUUUCCAAAGCAGCAAUUAUAGUUCAAUCAGUUCCGUUAGAGAGAAACGGGAAUAUUGUGUGUGUGUGUGUGAGAAAGAGAUUUCGGUGUGUGUCGCGCUGAAUGUUUGCGGGUCACGCCGUAGCAAUAUGUUGUAUUGAUUUAUAUUUGUAUAUAAUAAUUUUGAGUGUAGUUUAAAUUCAUUUUAGCAUUACGGGCACAAUUCUGUGUCACAGAAAGAACUUGAGAGAGAGCGUGAAAGUAUCAGCAUAUGUCUGUAACCGGAAGAGUGUGUGCAAGCGUGUGUUUUUGCUCAUCCACCACCAUUUUAUCAGUUUCAUUCACUUCAUUUCACUGAAAUCAUGUAUUUACUGUUAUUUACAAAUGUUUAUUGCCAGUGAUGAUUUCACAGAACUGCUUUUUACCUACAACUGCAUAUCUCAUGGUAUUUAGCUCUACAUUACUGAGUUAACUGCUCAUAAUAAAACUAUGAAUAUGUUUUUAAACAAGACUUGUGUGUUUUUAUAGAAAGACUACUUUCUUGUUAUUCGUUAUUAAUGCUACACUGUAUGAGCAAUAUGUCACAAGGUCCUAGAAAACCUGGAAAUGAAUUUCCGAAGGCCAGGAGAAGUCGCGAAAAUUAAUAAAAUGCUAAAAAUGUCAUGCAAAAUUAAAAGAAAUUCCUAUAGUGUAUAGAAGUUUCAUUUCUAAUGUAUUGAAGUGUCUAGAAGUGUCUUUUGUGAAUGCAGGCUUUUUAUUUUUAAGACAAAAAUAGAAAAGUCAGAAUGCAAAAUGUUGAAAUCAUUGAGUCAGAACCAUGAUGUUAAUAUUAAAUAUUUUAUAACUUUUAACUUUUUUUUGUUUUAAUGCACUGGGAACUGUAAAUGACCGUCAUACUUUAGGUCAGAAAACAAAAUAAUCCUGCUGUUUUAGUUUAGGGCCAGUAGAGGGCGACACAAACCACAUAAACCAUCCCUGUUUAUGCAUAUGGCCCAAAGCUCAUAAAGUGUUUGUCAUCUCCUGAUGCCUUUAUCAGAUUCACGGAGAGUAAACAGACACUCAAUAACAAUAACGCAUUGAGAAUCUUCACACUUCUGAUAACAUAUUGCAUUUAAACAGCAUCACGGUUCAUGGUAUCUAUUGGAGAAGGAGUUUAAAACCUCUUAGUAUCUUUAGCACAUCAUGUGAGAAAUGGAUAGGAACAUGAUGAUGAUGUGCGUUUGUUCCGACAGGAUAUGAAAGGAUUAUUGUGUGAGUCAGUGUGUAAGCCUGAUGCUGUUUGUAUGUGUAAGCCUGUGUUGAUUCACCAGGGACAUCGUGCUUCUGUUAUUAUGCACACGUGAACCUGAUUAGUACACUGUGCAACCGAGGAACAUACGAUACACACAUCCUUCAACUCACACACACUUCCAAACACUGCAGCAGAAUGUGUAGUCUGGAUGAGGUUCCGUUUAAAGUCGCACUGGACUCUGUGGAGAUACAGUUGGGUCAGAAAGAGCCGGUCACAGCUCCUGAAGUAAAGAUCCCAGAUUGUGCUCAAAUACUGCGUGAUACAAAGUAUUCAUUCACUUUGGAGAAACGGAUCAUGGCUGUAUUGGGAGAACAGCAGCGGAAGAAAAGGAAGACCAAAAAAGCGCCCCCGAGUGUGUCCCCCACUUGCCCACCAUUUUGGCUGAUGUUCAACAGCCCACAGCAGAGCCGUAUGGUGCGCAUCAGAAGCGCAGAAUUUUGGGAACUGGGCCCACGUCCCCGCAGCUUAAGCCUCAGCGCUGCUGACUCACAUAGGCCCCGCCCACUGCGGGCGGUCCAGUUCCUCAUCGCAGAUACGGACUGCGAGGGCGGCUCAGAUGACGAGAGCUCAUCUACUGAGGAGGAUGAUGCUCGUUGCAAAGAAAGACCGAAGAGCUCCGGCUCGCAGUGCCUGCGAUGUUCUGUUCGUCAGACCCACCGAGUCUCCACCCCUCGCCCCGCCCCUUCCUGCCCCCCUCCAAUCCACAAGGCCCGACCGAGCUCCGCCUCCUCUCUAAAAGACAUACGGAAGCCUGUCCCCUCUGCCCUCAGCCAGACGCCGCAGGGCAGUCCUCACGGCUCCAGAGCCCCCCGCAGGAAACCUGUCGUAAUGAGAAACAGCGGGCGGCGGAACUCGCUUACCCUCCUACAGCCGAGACCUUCGUCCGCAGGACCGCUACCCUCAGCCAGGCCUCAGAAACCCGCCUCAAAUGGUGUGCGCCCGCGGACGUCCGCAGGGCUGCAGGACACUCCAGUAGACUUACUGUGUGCUUUGAGUCAAGAAGAAAGGGAUCUUCUUGAAGCCGUUACACAACAAGGAUACACACUGCGCACUGCCAUACUAGCACUGCAGAGGACAGGACCCAAGAGCCUUGAUCAGAUUUUGAGUUACCUGACCUCAUGUGAUCGUCUCUGUCGGCUGGGUUAUGAGAAGACUCAGGUGGAAGAAGCUUUGGAGAUGUUCCAGAACUGUGAGAGCAAAGCUUCAGAGUUCCUGUUUCUGCUGGCUCAAUUCUGUGAGAUGGGUUUCCAGCAGAGCACUAUUAAAGAGGUUCUACUGGUGCAUGAGAACCAUAAAGAGAGAGCCCUGGAGGAGCUCAUGACCCGGAGCGGCUGAGAAACCACAAGAUGUGAACAAAUCGCCACCUCCAUGAAUGAAAUAACCCUGAGCUUAAGCAUGAAUGAUGGAAUGAACAAAUUCUAAUGACUCUUCAUCACCAAAAAUGAAAGUGUAAAUGAAUCAUCAGCUACAUGUGAAUCAGUCUUCAAAUACAUUAAUGAAUUAAUGAAUCUCUAUCUUCAGCUCCAUAAAUUAAUGUAUAAAUAUGUACAGAUCUAUCUGAAAGAAUGAAUUCUUUGCAGCUUUAAUACUUCAGUCUUUCAUGGAGAAGAUGUCCUAUUUGAUGCUUUGAUUUCAUUGUAUUAUUGUUUAUUAUGUCGAUGUCACGUGAUUAACUGUAGAUCUGACAGAUUAAUCGCCUAGAUGAUGAGAACCAUAGCUCGAGUUCAUCAUGAAGAAGAUUAAUCACUACAUAUUUUGAAAAGAGCUAGAACAGUUAAUUAAACACUCUAUUGUCAUUUAUUCUGCAUCAAUAGGUUAGUUUCAGGAUUGUAUUCUACAUGUUUAGAAUUUAAUAAAAUAUUCUCAUAAAAGUUAUCAAAUAGUAUCACUUAUUAAUCAAUAAUCACGGUUUGAUUACAUUCACUUCUGCUGAUUAAA